This is a messenger RNA of Hypoxylon fragiforme, 1996 nucleotides long. RefSeq lists its product as uncharacterized. The record is from RefSeq and is a predicted model, not a curated record. Lineage: Eukaryota; Fungi; Ascomycota; Sordariomycetes; Xylariales; Hypoxylaceae. The transcript has a single exon. Bases 313 to 1884 code for a protein of 523 amino acids.
CGUGGGUCGCGACUUGGGGCUCUUUCCCUGAAUCUGUUCAAGCUAGUUCCUUAGGCCAUAUAAUAAUUUAGUCCCUUGAUACUUCAAUUGACCUGAGGUCUUUCUCUCCUAUCUAAUCUUCAUUAAUGCAACUUCACAAUCAUCACAAUUACAAUUACAUAGGAACUGCUAUCCUUUCUAUGUCUUACAUUGUUCUUACCUUUUCAUCAUCAUAACACACAGUGCAAGAAUAACUCUAACCAAUUCAUUGCCUAUUUAUCAUACCUAAAAGUAAAACAACUUGGUCGUGAUAUCCCAAUCCAUCAAUUCAACAUGGCUGGUCCUGCAGUCAAGCAGCAACGCCGGAAGGCAUCAGUCAAAUCUAAGGUCACCACUUCCCAGCAACAUGCAUCCUCGAGUAUCAGUAGCUUCGCCCGUGUCUCAAAGACCACAACCACGAUCGACGUCAAGAAGGAGCAGCGUACCCAGAUCACUACACCGAAGAAGGAACUCAACUUGAAGCCAAUCACACCCGCCUCUCGAAAGCGUAAGGUGGUUGCGAGCGUUGAAGACGAUACAUCAGCAGACGAGACCCCGACUAAGUUUGUAUUGCCUGCUGUAAAAUCGGCAAGAAAAGUCGCCCAGCCUGUGAAACGUGGCCGUCCUUCGAAGAAGCCUCGUUCUACCGGGCCUGAGCCUUCCCCAAACAAGCGAGCACGAAGCCCCAGCGUUUCGGACUCAGAGGAGUCGGUGAAUGCCGGCACACUUUUCAAGAGGUUACGAUUGGAAUCAUCUCCAUCCCGUUGCUCUUCUCCUCUUACUGCCGAAACCGCCCUUACCGACUCUGAAGUCGAUAUCGAUCUUACCGCAAAGCCUGGACAACUUCCCAAUGAGGUUCUAGCUCUGAUCGAUCUCCACUCUUCAUUCCUAAAAACUCUGACACUACACUACGUCCACAAUGGAUCGAACGUGCCCGCGGACUUGCGCAUCCUGUGCCCUAAUGUGGCCCGAGCAUGGGGCAAGAAGAAGGUGACGGAUGCGGAUAUUCGAAUUUGUCUAGGUGUUCUCAACCUUGCCUCAAGCAACGCAUCUCAGAUUCAGGACAAACCCCUAUUCACGCUUUCGAACUAUGGACGCGGCAAAAUCUGCGUGGAAACCGACUCUGCCCAACACGGUUCUCGAUGUCCGCUAAACGAGAAGAAGCUUAACGGUCUAUUCCACGAUAACUUGAUGACUCUGUGGUCCCAAUUCAUAACUGCAAACAAUGGCGAAGCGAAUCCUGCUACGUUCACCAGCACGCUACCCAAGGCCCCAGUUACCCUUUGCGCAUCGCUCGCCAAGGCUGCGCCCGUCCUAUUAAAGGGCCAAAAACGACUCGAGGAACUGAAGCACGGCAUUGCGAUCAAGAAGCAGGAGAAGGAAGCCAAGAUCACCGCGAACAAAUUGCAACAACAAAAACCUCAGGGCAGCGAUGCCCCAGCUACGACAACAGCCACCGAUGCCCCGAAGAUGAGCCUUCUCGACCGCAUCCGCCUAAAGUCCCUCCAGAAAGCCUCCGCACCAGCAGGCCUCACACCAGCCCAACUGGAGCGCCGCGCCGCCUUGCAGCGUGCCCCUGAGGUCGCGGCCCUCCUCGGCAUGCUGAGCCGCGCCGGCGGCCAAGGUGGUAGCCGUGUAUCCUUCACAAUGGCGGCGACGCUGAUCAAGCUCAAGGACUCCUUUCGCAUGGGAAUCUCGCGCGAGGAGGGCGCCGUGUGCGUGCGGCUGCUCGCGGCGGAGGUGGCGCCGGAAUGGGUGCGUGUCAUUACGAUUGGGGGAAGGGAGAAUGUGGUUAUUGAGGUGGAUCGGGAGGUUAGUAGGAACGAGGUCGAGGGGAGGGUUAGGGGGUUGUUGGAGAGAGAGUAGAGUAGAGGAUGUGGUGGAUGUGUAGAGAGGAAGAAAGGGUGUGGAAUUUGGUGGAAAGGGGGAGAGGAGGUGGAAGAUAGAAGGCGGGUUUGCCUGGUUGAUUUUUACAUGC